Molecule: messenger RNA, 1518 nt
Organism: Brachypodium distachyon (stiff brome)
Lineage: Eukaryota; Viridiplantae; Streptophyta; Magnoliopsida; Poales; Poaceae
Exons: 1
Coding region: 390-1079 (229 amino acids)
Source: RefSeq, a predicted model, not a curated record
AGAGAGGAUGGCAGAAACAUGGUUAGUGUUGGCUCCUUCAUGCAGCCAGCGGCAGCUUUUGUUUUUGGACAAUAGUAAUACUGGACACAAACAUAGAAAGAUUUGCGCGCGGGAGGAGGAAGACGCACCGGAUCUGCAGCGCUGGCCCUAGCGCUUGAUUUUCGUUUGUUGUGCUGCAGCCGGGCGAUUCACGAGUCGUCCGCUCGGUUCUCUUUCCUCCCAUUUCUCCUCCUCCUCUGAAAUUUUGCUGUCCUCCCCGAGGAGCUCCUCCUCUGGGAUAUCCUCCUCCGCCUGCCGGCAAAGUACUUCCUCCGCUGCGGCGCGGUCUGCCGCUCCUGGCGCCAGCCGUCGCUCCCGCUGCUCUUCUUCCUCCCAAAGGACCCACGUCCAUGGCGCGGUCGACGCCUUCGACAUCCGGCGAACCCCCGCCGUGCGCCGGCCCGUCCUCGGGUUCGAAGACUAUUCAAGCCGCCGUGGCUUCACCAUCCACGCCUCCUGCGACGGCCUCCUCCUCCUGUCCCUCGGGAACCACCGCUUCUACUUCUGCAACCCGGCCACGCGCUCCCGGAUCUGACCGGCGGCGACGUCGCCGCUCUGCACCCUCACCGCCCCUCCGGCUCUACUCGAGGCACACAGGGCGCAAUUGCGACAGUACAGUCUUCCACGUCCUCACUGUCUCCUUCUCCGGGGCACCGAGGUGCAUCGGGCUGCCUGUGGCCUCACCGGCCAUGAAGGAAUUGCCGAACCAGUGGUUUAUUCGCGCCUGCACGCACCGGCCUGUCCUGCUACACGACUGCCUGCACUGGCACCUUGGUAGCAACUUCUUCGACGGCAAGGUACUGGUUUUCGACACUCUGGUUGAGUCAUUCAGGUUGAUGCAGUCUCCCAUAGCCAACAGAUCAGUACGUUUGCUUGAGAUAGACGGUACACUUGGCAUCAGCCAUAUAGAUUAUGCUACCACUAUGGCAGAAUUAUGGGUGCUGCGAGACUACAAGAUGGAGGUAUGGUCAUUAAAGUACAGGGUUGUAUUGUCUGUGGCGGAGACGAGGGAACAUUUCCGUAUGGGGUCCCUGCUUUAAGCGGAAAGGUUGUGUCUGAGAAUGGAGAUAUGCUGGUAACUAGUGAGCGUCUUUGCUACCCCAACCUGUUUCACUGUGAGAGCAACGGCAAGUUGCUGGAGAAAUACCAAUGGCAGGGUGAAGUUCCAAGGGUUCUUGGGCUCUGUUUCAAAGAAAGCCUUAUAAGGCAUGCGUUCUUCCAGAGGAAAAAUGGCAGACGUGGGAGGGUGCCACGUUUUUUCCGAGGACUGUAGGAGCAUUGGUGCUCCUUCAUGGUCUCCAUGCUUACCUUCGUGAGUAUCUAGAAAUAAUUUCUAUCUUGGAAGCUUGAACUAAGCAACUUGUUUUUCUGUCUUGUGCAUUUCAUGUUAAGACCAUUUCAUAAUGCCUGUUCGAAUUCCUAUUUCCUGUAUUGCUGCUCUAUUACAUAUGCAGAUAAUAUAUAUAUCCUUACAGAACA